Messenger RNA from Scophthalmus maximus (turbot), 984 nucleotides. Its product is annotated as MYC binding protein. Bases 622 to 939 code for a protein of 105 amino acids. Gene Ontology annotation, cellular component: nucleus. The record is from RefSeq and is a predicted model, not a curated record. Gene Ontology annotation, biological process: regulation of DNA-templated transcription. Lineage: Eukaryota; Metazoa; Chordata; Actinopteri; Pleuronectiformes; Scophthalmidae. The transcript is spliced from 6 exons. Gene Ontology annotation, molecular function: transcription coactivator activity.
UGACAAAAUUAAUGAUAUUUUUUAUUUAUACAGCACUUCUCAUCGCUAAAAGCAAUCUCAAUGUGCUACAGAGUUAAAGCAAGAUACAUUUUUUUUUAAAGUUAAAAAAAGAAAACAUUGUUAAAAGAAAAAGUACAAAAUAAUGGAAAUAUGACAUUUUAUAAAAGUUUUUUUUGACAAAUUAAAAGAUUCCUCCAGUCUUCAGUGAUGUGACUGAGAGUUCACAGGUUACUGAGUUUUGAGCUGACGCAGCUUCACUCGCUGAUACGUCAUUUAUGGGUUGUUGUUCUUAUUUUAUUUUUUCCAACAAAGCGGAAACCCUUUAAAUUAAAAAACCCUUUUUAAAGUAAAUUUGGAAUCAAACCGUCGAAUCAGCGAAGAGAAGAGAGAUAACAUCAGAAACUCCAUCGGAUCUCAGGUGGAAGAAGAAGGAGAAGAAAAAAGGAGUCGGAGAGAAAAUCUCUUCUCACAUCUUCCGUGUCGAGCGUGUUGUUAUGGCAACGAAUCCGGCGGCCGUGGUGCGUUGAAGGAAACAAACAAACACAAACAUCCAGCUGUCGGUGGUUCCACGUAAUUCACCUGUCAGACUAGAACUUCACAGCUGACGUCGUCGUCGCCAUCAUGGCCCAUUACAGAGCCUCGGAAUCGAAGCGAGAACAAUUCAGAAGAUAUCUAGAAAAGUCAGGGGUCCUGGACACGAUAACAAGUGUUUUGGUGGCACUUUAUGAAGAGACGGACAAACCCAACAACGCCCUGGAUUUCAUAAAGCUUCACCUCGGCGGGGCCGGUCCAGAUCCGGCAGAAGCCGAGGCUGCGGCUCUUCGCGUGGAACUGGCCGAUCUUCAACAGAAGUGCAACCUGCUCAUGGAGGAGAACAAAGAGCUGCAAGACAAGCUGUUGCAGUAUGAACCGUCGCCUGAGGAGGAAGUGGCAGAGUGAAGAAAGUUUUUGUCAUUGGAAAAAAAUAAAAGAAAAACAUUAGCA